UUUUUUUUUUAAUAAACGUUUUAGGUUUUGAUUUCAUUGCGCGCUUACAUUUGAAGUUCAUAUUUAGGAAUAACUUUAUUUUCUAACCUCGUACAUAAAUGGCGGAAGCAAGCAAAAAAAAAAAAAGUUUCUUGAUUGCAUGGUUCCUUGUAGUUUCACAUGUCACAUCAAAUUAUACACAGUAACAGCAUAGAAAGGUAACAGAGCACAUAAUGCAAAAUAAACUACUUUUGCCCAUUUAUUAAUUCAUAUUUAACUGAUUACGUAAAUAUUUCAUUGUAUUGAAAUAAGGUUUAUUUACGGUUCAGUUAUGUGGUUAGCCUGAUCUUCGUUAGAACAUCGGCAAAUCGGCAAGUUUUUAGAACCCAGUCGAGAAACAAGACAAAAAAAGUUGGAUGCCGAAUGAAGCAAAGUUCAUCGCUUCGAUUGGAACGCAGUAGAUACAUCAGACCCGCAAUUAUGCCAUGUGCUCUUACAUUAUAGCCAACCAUCUCGCGUAGCAUCUUUCUGUCUUUUGCGACAUGUCGGGACGUGGAGCGGAUGACAAAGGCGACCAGAAAACAAGAUCCUACAGGCAACGGGGAUUGCCCAUCGACCCAGCUGUUUCUGGUCGUAGCGGAAACGAAACAAGCAAGCAAAAAUUCCAGACGUCGUGUCGUCACUGCUGACGUCACGGUCUUUCCGCCAAUCGGAAGCGCCACGGCUACACCCGAAAGCUGGCGGUGGAUGGUGGAUGCCGCCGUGGGUUGCGUGGAUUCAUUGUCGGGCGAUCGCACCGGUGAGGAGGUAAACGAGGAAGCCGCGCUCGUCGUUGGCUGUAUGCCUCUGCGUUGGCUCGUCCUCGACGCGUUGAGCGAGCACAGCAGUGGAGCAUACAGUUUCUCUAGAGCACACGUACCUAUAAGCAGCGGCAGCGUCGUUGGAGAGAGGAACCUGCACGAGUCGCGUGUUGUCCGGAGCUAUCUGAGGAGUUUCUCCGGUCAGCAUGCCCACGAUGAUAGGUUUAAACCUGCGUGUGACCGGACACUGUAACCAGGGUGGGCGGAAAUAUAUGGAAGACGCCUUCGUGGUCGCCUACCAGCAGACCAAGGACAAGUCUGGGCUGGAGUACGCUUACUUCGGGAUCUUCGACGGCCACGGCGGACGCGAGGCGGCCCUCUACGCCAAGGAGCAUUUGCUCGACGCGAUCGUCAAACAGAGUGGAUUCUGGUCCAACGAUGACGAACACGUGCUGCGCGCGAUCAAGCACGGUUUCCUCGCCACCCACCUCGGAAUGUGGAAGGAAGUUGGCAAAUGGCCAAAGACAAUGUCAGGUCAACCGAGCACCUCUGGCACAACAGCCAGCAUUGCGUUCAUCCGAAAGAGCAAGCUUUACAUAGGCCAUGUCGGGGAUUCCAGGAUCGUUUUGGGAUACGAAAGCGUUGAUGGCGACGAGGACUGGCAGGCGCAACCCCUGACGAGAGACCACAAGCCAGAGUCGCCGUCUGAGAAAGCCCGCAUCUACAGUGCGGGUGGCCUGGUGAUGAACAGGUCCGGCGUGGAUCGAGUGGUCUGGAACCGGCCGCCCAUCAACCACCGCGGACCAGUCCGGAGGAGCACCCACUUUGACAAGAUCCCUUUCCUGGCCGUGGCCCGAUCCUUGGGGGACCUUUGGAGCUACAACUACCAGGAGGGGGAGUUUGUGGUGAGCCCCGAGCCAGACGUGAGCGUGGUGCAGCUGGACGCCAGGCGCGAUCGGUGCAUUGUGAUUGCCUCGGACGGCCUCUGGAACAUGAUGAGCGUCCGGGACGCCAUCCAGGUGGUCCAGGAGGCGGAGAGGGACAACGAACGGGCCGUGCUCGAGGCUGCCCAGACUGGGUCCGCGGAGCGGCAGGUGCACAACCCUUCCAAGAUGCUGGUGGACGAGGCCCUUUUCCGGUGGAACCGGAUCAACACGCGGGCGGACAACACGAGCGUGGUGACGGUCAUGCUGGACCCGGCGGGGCCCUCCCGCAGCGAAGUGCUGCUCCGGCAGCGCUUCCUCAGGCGACUCAGGCCCCGCGAAGAGGCCCUCGACGUCGAGCAAACGCCAUACGGGUCGACCUGCGAGCCCGAAGCCAGCAGCCCACCGGGCUCUCCCCAACAUCAUGAGUCGCGAGGGAACUACUCGGCGGAAGACCUCCCUCGGCCCGUCAUCUUGACACCCAGGCGCAUGGGUCCCCCUUCGUCUCCCGUCGCGGCCGCAGCGUCUGCGACGACACCAGCCACAACGGCCACCGCAGCAACCACCGCUACAACCGCCGCAACCGCCGCGGCACCCGCGUCGGCUCCGGGUGCGAUGAACCGCGCAGACGCCCUCCAAGACUGCAAUCGGCAGCCAAAGCCCGACUCCGAGCCGACGAGCCAGGACGAAGACAAGAUCGUAGCCGACGACACGCAGGAAAACAGCAAGAACGUCGGCAAGGGAAGCCAUAAGCGGCGCCUCUGCCUGCAGGGCGAGGAGACGACGGAGUCGUUACACAAACAGCCUCGUGUGCACCAGGACUCAACGACGGACCUCCCCAAGAUGAGAGUGCGUAAGACGAGACUAUGAUGAUUUAGGCGUUGCAACGACCGGCAGCUCUCGCACAGUGUGCCUUCUUCCGGGUCUUCGGCGGAGGAAGCUCGGUGGUGCGGCGUCUGGCACCAACAUCCUCUCAUUGUCACCCCUCCUUUAAUUGGAACUGCGUAAGAAAUCGUCGCCCCAUUAUUUAUGAGUCACUCCGCAUUCUCAUCGUCACAGUCGUCCCCGUGGUGUGGCAGGGAACUGCCAUUGAAGCGAACAUUUCCUCGUCGUCGAGACCAAAGGAGGCGAAGUGGCAUCCACCAUUCCGCCACCUUUUCAGUGGUACAUUAUUUUUGUAACGACACGCUACAAGCGGUUGGUGGACUCGUCUCAGUGUGCAAAAUUUGGCUGCACCUUCGUCUACUCUCGUUUUCAGCGCGUUGCUCCGUUUAGGUUUCCACGUUCGCCGCGAGCAGCAGAAGUUCAUUUCCUUGGGGAUUCAUUUUUAUUGUGUAAAGUUGUAGUUAUACAUGUAGCUUAAUGCAUAUAGUAUUCCCAAUUUUUGUUCUAUUUUUCUGCUUGUGUUUGUUAUGUUUGUAAAUGAAUAUUCCUCAUUUCGUUCCUCGUUCACCAUCAACCUCAUUCCUGAGGUUGAUGGUGAACGUCCUUUAUCGCAUAUGGUCGAAAAUGGUGCACCGCAAGACUUAACGAGAAAUGUGUUGUAUAAAGCCUCGGGGAAUCACGAAAUGACCAACUACAUACAAACUGGAUCACGCAGAAGAUGUAUCGUGUUCGUUAAGGUCAUGCUCAUCUCUAGUUUUUCUCUUCAUGGUUGAAGUCGUAAGUUCAUACUAGUGUCCACCUGAUGUGCUGGCAUCGUCGCCUAAGCUUCAAACUUGGUAUGAUCGUGAUGACAUAAGUUUCCGCUAGGAGUCCAGUCAAAACUCGUUGCCAAGUGUAUGAUUGUGACACCUAGAGUUCCUGGUUGCUUCCUUUUUUUUUUUUGGCAAGUUUACACCGUAGUGGUGUUUGCUCUUGUAUGCCGAACGUGUAACACCCACAAAUGAGCGCUUUCACUUUAGCACCCUGUUUUUCAGGCAUUUGUGGGAACCAUGGGCAUUUUACCUUCUCGGCAUCAUCUACAUUGGCGUGCCACUAGAACGUUCCAUUGACAUACUGAAAGCAUGCUCGGAAACUUCUCUCUAGGCAGCGCACUGGAAGACGCGUGCACACAUUCGGUCACUCGAGCAAGGUGGGAGAUUAAAUUUAAGUUCACGCACGAAUGCUUCCUAGUGUGCCUGAAAUCUAAUUUCAGUGAACAAAAUCUCCCGAGUGAAAGAAUUUAAGACCGACCUUCGGCAAAAUUGCGACGGCUUUACUAGUUUUAUCUUUGUUGGUUUUAUGAUAGCAGCAAAGCUGACUUGUGAGAAUUACCGGGUGGAUUCUUUUUUUUUUUUCUUGGUUUACGUCGCUCUCUCGCGAACGUGCUAAUAGCCAUUUGAAAUUAUUAAUUGUAACCGGGGGCUACAGUUUAGGAAAAUACUUUUAGUGAGUUCGCAUUACUGCCACAGAUAGACAUACUUUGUUCUAACGGAGACUUCUUCACGCUGAGAUGUCGCUUUCGCACGGCAUCCCAACUUUUUGUGAAGUCUAUUCAGUGUCGUACAGAGAACUCAUUCUGUAAACGGGUACAGCACGACACUGAUACAGGUUGUUUUGAGGCCAUUGACACUGCUGGAGCUCUGGAAGGAGUCCCACAUAUUGCACAAGCUGCAUUUUUGUGUGUGUGUCACUUGUGAAGUGCUGUCUGUGUCACGAACGUGUUUGCAUUUGCAAAGUAUUGUAGUUCUUUGCAAAAUGCCUUUCCAAUGCCUGCCACAUAGAUUAUCUGGAUAUAGCUGCCAAUAACUGGAGUCGCAGUCAUAUUUCUCAAGAGGCGUACGAACGAUGUAAACGGUCAGAUUGCUUCCUGGAGGCGACGGCCGAGGCUCCUUGCCAGGUGGUGUUCUUUCCGACAUCCAUUACGACACAGUGGAAAGGACAAAAAAAAAAAAAAAAUACUACCGGGAUCCUGUGAUAUUUUGUGUACUACUGCCGUAUUGCUAGAGGGUAUUUUUAAAAGCUAGGAAAAGAAUGGUCCUUGGAUUGUGCCGCAAGAUAGAAAUGCUCGGCUAAAGCUUAGUUUUUGGAAUGCGAAAAGGAUAAUCUAUUUUGCACAGACUUCAACUCGUUCGUGUUCCAGCACUUUUAUACGUUGAUACAUUGUACUUGCCGGGAGCUAGAAGCACGACUGUACCGUGAAACGAUGGUCUAAAGAUGGCCGACGCCAGAUUGGUGAACCAGGGACGCGUCGUCGUCGAAAGUGCGAUUUAAAAUAAUUUCAAAAUCUGUACAUAAACUGAAUAAAAAAAACCAUCUCUGUGAAAA
Molecule: messenger RNA, 4951 nt
Organism: Ixodes scapularis (black-legged tick)
Lineage: Eukaryota; Metazoa; Arthropoda; Arachnida; Ixodida; Ixodidae
Gene: Pp2C1
Product: protein phosphatase 1D
Exons: 6
Coding region: 986-2572 (528 amino acids)
Biological process (GO): protein dephosphorylation
Cellular component (GO): cytosol; nucleus
Molecular function (GO): protein serine/threonine phosphatase activity; mitogen-activated protein kinase binding; cation binding
Source: RefSeq, a predicted model, not a curated record